This is a messenger RNA of Prorocentrum cordatum, 4506 nucleotides long. Lineage: Eukaryota; Dinophyceae; Prorocentrales; Prorocentraceae. The record is from the annotation of a GenBank genome assembly.
GAUACCGCGUCGGCUCUGGCUGCGAUGCCCGCGUUCUCCUCCCAGCACCCUCCGACUGGAACCAAGAGAGCGGCCCCAGCGAGUGCUACGAAGCGUCCUUGUUCUGCUGGCUACACUGAUGACGACUUCGACAUUGUGGGCGACUCCGAUAUCAAAGCCGACGUGGACCACACGAAAGACUCUCUCAUGGCGGCCAUCGAGCGCACGAAAUCCGACAUGGCCAACAGCUUCUCCACCACCAUCGGCAACCUUGCCUCCACGGUCAGCGCCUCGCGCAAGUCCCUCGGCGAGCAGGUCGAGCGCAGGAUGGCGGCUGUCGAAUUUAAGAUCGCGGCGCGCGACGAGCGGUUCGGGGCAAUCGACAUCAAGUUGGCAGAACUCCAACGGCUGGUGGUUGUUAUCAGAUCAGAAGAACCUCCUCCUCAGUCUCUGGUGGACCGCUCGGCCUUCGACCGUGACCCAGACUGCGCCAUCCUGGUGGCGAGAUCGCGGACUCUUUGCACCAUGGACGAGUUCAAGAAGAGCAUCGGCCCGAUCCUGGGGGCCAACGAUCUUUCUCCUUCCGAGGUCGCCUUUGAGGGCGCCCCCGCUUCUACGAGGAUUCAUGUUCGUGUUCGUAGCGCCGUCGGAUACGCCGCGUGUAAGGUCGCCCAGAUUCUGGGCUCACAGCAUCUUGGGGACAACCAAUGGGCCCGCCACUCGGUCACAGACACGUCAGGCUGCUCGACUGACCUCUUCCUCGAUUCCGACAAGUCCCCGUGCCAGAUCAAACGUGAGCAGCUGGCCAAAACCAUCAGGUGCGCCUGCGCCGACGCCUACCCCUCGAAGCGCUUCUUCGGCAACAAGCACAAGGGCGAAAUCAGCGCGGGCUGGAAGCCGAUCGUUGCUAUCUCACCGAACCCCGGCGACGCCCCCCCGUCCAUCGAGCGGGCCGAGUCCAACCUCGUCGGCGAGGGCAUCGACCGCCAGCGGAUCGCCGACUGCAUCGCGAACCUUGUGUCGGGGCCAGAGCCGGCUCGCUCGUCUCUGCCCCCCCACUCUUCGCACGCCGGCGGCGUGAUCACGUUUCUCCCGAAGUUUAUGGCGUCGGCAGGUUUGGCCUUGCCGUGCAUCGAGGACUGCGCGCUAGUCCAGGGGAGGGCUUUGAAUGUUCGGAUCAGUUUCUCGGACGGGACCCUGGCCCCCCACUGCAAGAUUCACAAUUCUGGUUUAUCUAGUAUCCAGAGGGACUCCAUCAUAGAGGCUAUCCAGCAGGACUUCGGUUUGGCCCUCCAGAGCACGAUUAAGAUCCUCGGGAUCGUAGGGCGGUGCUUGGCUCAGUCGUGCACGGGAGCGCGCGUCCACGGGCUCCCUGAGAUCCCCCGCCGCGCCCGCCUCUCCGACCGCGCCGCCAUCUCCUGCGCCACCGCUCCCAUAAGGCCCGCCAAGGAUCGCGCCGCCCCCUCGGACAUGUUCAAGCGCCCCGAGCUUGCCGCGAACAUCGGAAAUAUUGUUGAGCAAGUGAACACGCGCGAGAUCCCCCCUUCCCUCCGUCUCGCCCUCCACAAGGAGAUCAUGCUAGAAGCCGCUCGGAUCACCAGAGACUCGCUCAUCCAGGGAGAGCCCAGCGAUCCACUUGCUCAGCUCAUCGUCCUCAGGACUAUUUCUCGCGUGGUCCGGCGUCAUCAUAUCAAGCUCGCCCAGCGCGUCAUGCGCGCCCGCGUGCAGGGCCCGAAGUUUUUGGAGAUCGACUCGGCGUCCAAUGAGUUUUCCUUCAGGGGCGCAGAGGCUUUCGAGCAGGCCGCCGACGCGGCGAGCGGCCGCCUGUUCCAGUCCGAGCGGGACAGGGCCAGCCUCCGUCUGCAGGAGGCCGCCUGCGAGCUCCCCCUUCAAGCUUCGCCGGCGCCUCAGAGGGUCCUCUUUGCCAUAGUCCCGGGGGUCAUCCAAGGGCGCCCUGCUUCGGGCAUGUCGAGCGCCAUCAGCCCCCGCCCGUUCAAGUGCCACUUCGAGGCCCACGUGGAGGCGCCCGGCCGCGCCAUGCCCGCGCAAGAAACUGGACGCGGCGCCUGCGACGCAGCCUGCACCAAGGACUACGACAUGCGCUAUGAGAGACGCCGCGCGACUUGCGAGACUACGGGCCCUGACGGGCCCAGUGCUUGCACGGUGUUGGCUGGGGUGCUCCAUGGUCCUUUGACUGUUCUCCAGUGCAUGAGCGUUGGCCGGGCCAUGGCCCCGGGCGCCACCACGACCCGGGCAGUGGGCGUCGCGGUGGGCGCGCCCGCGGCCUGGGCGGGGUUGCGGCUGGCGGGCGGUUGGCUGGCGGCGGUGGUGGCAGUCUCCACCACCUACCCUGCCCGCGCCUGCCAGGCCCUCGCGGGGGCCGCUGCUAGCCAACAGUUCCCUGCAGGCGCCGCCGAUCUGCCCCUCAGUGGAGGCACUGGCCGCGGUGACAUUGGAGAGAAGCUCCCGCUGGCGACGGGGGCCGCGGGCCCGACUGUCGCGGCGGAGCCGCCCGUGGCCGGCCUGGCCUUGGAGCCCGAUUGCGCGUCCGCGCUGGUGUUCGCGUGGCUGGUGGCGGGGACGGAGUUCUACAGGUUCUCAGAGCCCGUGCGCACGACCCAGCCUCACUCCCUUGUCCUUCGAGCACGUACCGCUCAGACUGAGCGCGGCGCAGUGGAGGGUUCCGGGCAGUACUACACCUGGGAGGGCGUCUCAGAGCUCCGUCGCCGCCUCCCCCUGCGAGUCGCGAGCGGGGGGGGUGACAAGACGGCGACGCCGCCUGGGGCCGAUGCUGGGCCGCUGAUGGAGGCGGCCGCUGCGGACGCCGGGGGCGCCCUGCGGGCCCUGGACCCGCCUGAGGGCCGCACCUGGGUCGUGGCCUCCCCUUGGGCGCUUCCCGUGGGACGCGAGGAGGCCCUUGCCGAAAGCAGCGUAGGGCUCGACGCCCACCACGCCGCCUCCCGCGACGGCGAGAGCCGGCGAGUCGCGGAGGCGAUCCCCGUAGAAGAGGUCGACGGUCACCGUCGGCGGCGACCCAGGGUGGCCAUGAACCUGCUGGAGGGCCUGAGCGGCGGCCGCCGCGUGGCACUGGAGGGGGGCCCCGAGUCUGCCGUGGUGCCCACUGCCGUCGGGGCUCCGGACCUGGAGGCAGCCGACAGGGACCUAAGAGACAGGCUUGGGUUCCCGGCGUCCGAGGGGGCGCCUGACGCCGAGGUCGCCGAUGACGCGAGGAGUUCGUGGGCGCAGCAUGAGGAGCGCGGGGGGCGCCACAAGCCUUGGCUCGAGGUCGUUCGCGAGGUGAAGCAGCACAUCUUCCGCGACUGCGGUGGCAACUCCCUGUCGUGGCCGGAGAUGUGGGCGCGGGAUCGGCCCAUCAGCUCGAGUGACCGCACCUGCAUCGAGAUGAAGUGCAUGCUCUCAGCGACCAACGACGCGGGGAGUUGUGUCCAGAUCAAUUCGGCCAGCAUGGUGAGUAUCGAGGCAGCGUGCCACGGGGUGUCGCAGAUCGUGGAGGCCUAUUCGAGCGACCCCACCAAGCCACCGAAGCGGGGCGGCCUGCAGCACUACAUGGGCGUGACAGGCCCGCUGGGCGUCGUCGACCUCGCGUCGAGGUCGGCCGUCUUCCAUCGGAGCAAGGAGGGGAGUGAGCUGGAGGACUGGAAGAGCCGCGCCGCCGGCGCGUUGGCGCCGAGCCCCCUGGCGUUGGUCGCGGGGGUGAUCGAGACGGCGGCGGACAUGGGGCAGCUGGGCGCGGUGGCAAGCUCGCCGCGCCCGAGGCGGGCCCGCCGGGACUUCGAUGAGGUUGUCGAUGCUUUCAAUUGGUUGGCGAUCCGAACUACUACAGACGCCAAGCCGAAUUUCGGCCAGGCGAGGGUGCACGCGCGGAUCCUGGAGUGCGCGGGUGACAGCCUGCCGCCCCUGGAGCUCUAUGUACGCAUGAUCAAGUUGCUCUACUCCAAGGGUGUGCUGGUGUUCUCGAAUGAGGCCGAGCGUCGCGGGGAGAUCGGAGAGGUCGGCCUUGUGAGCACCGCCAUCGGGGACCUCGCGGCGGCGCCCGACCGCCGGCUGGUGACCGCGUGCGCCGCCCUGCCGAUGGGCUUCACCUGGUCGCUCUACUUCUGCCAGGAGGUGGGAGACGCCGCGAUGGGCACCACCCCCGAAAUGGAGCGCGUCCACCGCAUGAGCGACCGAGGCCCUGCGACUGCGCUGCGCCCGUCGGCCCCGCUGGCUGCAGGAGGAGGCGCUCAGCGCACCUACGUGGACAACCUCGGAGCGUUGGGCUUCAACAGCGGGGACGUCGCCAGCAGCCCUGCCGCCGCCGCGGCGAGGUUCGACGCCGCGGGCCUGAAGACGCACGAGACGGCCCGGCCUUUCCACGACGUGGCCGUUCCGCUAUACGGCGCCGUCGCCCUGGUGUACGGCUUCCUGUACAUGUGGUUCACGCUCGCGGACGCCAUCGACGUCUUGCCCUUCUGCGAUGGUCAGGUGGUGCACUCCUACCCGCAGUUCCCCCUGGCGAGACACUGA